Chiloscyllium plagiosum (whitespotted bambooshark) is the source of this 4669-nucleotide messenger RNA. The record is from RefSeq and is a predicted model, not a curated record. Lineage: Eukaryota; Metazoa; Chordata; Chondrichthyes; Orectolobiformes; Hemiscylliidae.
UCUGGUUCCACGUCUUCCCAAGAUAUCGUACAAAGCUUUGGAAAAUAUGUUGCACAUUACUUUUAGUUUUGACAGCAUUGCAUUGAUUGGAAUUGCAAUAAGAAGGAGCAGUCAGAAUAAUAUGUAAUUACUUUUAAUUAUACGGAGUUAUACUGUUGUUGGGUAUUCUGAUUUCUUUCAUUACUGUAUGUUAAUACAUUUCAGUCACAAGACCCCUUUUAGUCUAGUUUUUGUUCUCUGGGGUAAUGUAUUGUUCCAUUAGCCCAUUUGAAGGUAUUAUUCAGACUGUUAUUCAGACUGUGGUUAUUUGGUCUUCCCUGUGACUCACUUUAUCCAGGAGUUUCCUGUGUAUAAACUGCACUUGUUCAAAAGAGGUGCCUCCAGAGAUGGACAAAUGUUUCUGUGUUGAUGCCUGAUUAAUACCAUGGAUUGCACUCAAACAAUGUUCAGUUUUACAAGAAGAAAUAGUAUGACUUUUAAGCUAACACAGUGGAUUAAACCGAUGGGAUUAGAUCCACUUAUUUUACAAAUCAGUUGGUUUCAUUGUCUGUUUACAUACUGGUAAAAUCAGACAAAUCAUUGGCUGUAUAGGGAGACUGUUCAACAGUAAAAUGAAGUUUCCUAGUUCAUAUAAACCACUGGUUAACAAUUAAGGAUAGAAUAGUUUAAAAAUGAUUGUGGAGUAAAUGAGGUACAAUAAUAAUUACAUCUGCAAAGAUAUGCAUUUAUCUCGUGCAUUUAAUAUCAAAUUAAAUCCAAAGUGGUUCAUUGAACCAUAAGUAGUCAAAAAUGAUUAAAAUAAUCCAACUUAACUAGCAAAAGAACCAAAGGGACGAUUAAGAUUUUUUUAAAAAGUGCAGUAAAUUGAGAUCUGAAGUGCGUUGCCUCAAGAUUGUCAGCAGCAGAUUCUAUCAUAAUUUCCAAAGUGGAAUUGGAUAAAUAUUUGGCAAGUACAUUGAGAAAGAGUGGGAGAGUGUAACGAAAUGAUUGGACACAUUUUCAGAGAGCUGAUUUUCUAAUCCUUUAGUAUUCUAUGAUCCUGACUAAUGGUAAUAUUGGAUAUGUUUGACCCCAGAAUGAAACCUAGCUUGAUAGAUCAUAAGUUUUACUUUUCCAGUUUGGUUACCAUUUUGGUUAUCUGACGAAGGGCUCUGGCCCAAAACGUCGAUUUUCCUGCUCCUCCGAUGCUGCCUGCCCUGCUGUGCUUUUCUAGCAACACACUCUCAACUCUGAUCUCCAGCAUCUGCAGACCUCACUGCCUCCUACCAUUUUGAUCAAUAGGAUAUUGGAAAUCCAUUAACCAAAGAAAACUUCAUGAUAGCUAAUUGUUGGCUUCCAAAGCUUUCUCCAUCUAGUCCAUUCCACAUAUUUGAUGAUGUCGAGCUCAGGUCCAGAAAGGGGCUAUGCAGAAGACCCAGAGAUGGAUAAAGUGGCAGAGCUUCAGCAGGAACACCUGGCGCAACAGGUAGCUGCUGUGCAGGUGUCUGAGGAUCCCUCUUUGAGGCAUGUUGGGACGGGAUGCCAGAGCACUGGGGUCAAGGACUCAGACCAGUCAAAUGCUAAAGGAGGCACACACACCAAUGGAGUAAAUGAGGACAACACCAGAACCUAUAAGAGUGUGAGCAGCGUGACAAAGAAGAUAGCCUCGAGGCCUAAACUCUCUAGCAGGAAGCUUUCCCUUCAAGAACGUUCGUCGGGAAAUGCUCUCUCAGCAAGCGGUGUCCUACCGAGCUAUGGUGCCUAUUCAACUGGGCCAUUGCCAUCUGCAAGACGGCCAACUGUUGAGUCCAGCCGGAUCAAUAUGGUCAACUGCCAGGAUUCCACGCAGCUGAACCAAUACAAGCUGAAGACUGAGAUCGGAAAGGGCUCCUAUGGUGUUGUGAAGCUGGCCUACAAUGAAAACGAUGACAAGCAUUAUGCCAUGAAGGUACUUUCUAAAAAGAAGCUGAUGAAGCAAUAUGGAUUUCCACGUCGUCCUCCUCCCCGGGGAUCGAAGCCCCCAUCUGCUGAACAGUCAAAGGCCCCCGCGCCUCUGGAGAGGGUCUAUCAGGAAAUAGCCAUACUGAAGAAACUGGACCACCCCAACAUUGUCAAGCUGGUAGAGGUUCUGGAUGACCCCACUGAAGACCAUCUACACAUGGUAUUUGAACUCAUGAGUAAAGGGCCUGUGAUGGAGGUACCGACAGAUAACCCAUUCUCAGAGGAACAGGCACAUUUUUACUUUAGAGAUAUCAUCUUGGGCAUUGAAUACCUACACUACCAGAAGAUCAUUCAUCGAGACAUCAAACCUUCAAAUCUGCUCCUGGGAGAUGAUGGCCAUAUUAAAAUUGCUGACUUUGGAGUAAGCAACCAGUUUGAGGGGAACGAUGCCUUGCUGUCCAGUUCAGCUGGGACUCCAGCAUUCAUGGCACCAGAGACACUCUCAGAGACCAGGAAGAGCUUUCAUGGGAAGGCUUUGGAUGUCUGGGCCAUUGGUGUCACCUUGUAUUGCCUGGUCUUUGGCAAGUGUCCCUUUAUAGAUGAAUAUAUCCUGGCACUUCAUGCCAAAAUUAAGAACUGGCCUGUGGAAUUUCCAGAAAAACCAGAAGUCAGUGAAGAGCUGAAGGAUUUGCUUCUUCGGAUGUUGGAUAAGAAUCCUGACACCAGGAUUACAGUUCCACAGAUAAAGCUGCAUCAAUGGGUAACAAAGAAUGGGACCGAUCCUCUUCCACUGGAGGAGGAACAUUGCAGUAUGGUUGAAGUCACUGAAGAGGAGGUGAUGAACUCUGUCAAAUUAAUUUCCAGCCUCUCAACUGUGAUUUUGGUGAAGGCCAUGUUAAGGAAACGCUCCUUUGGAAACCCGUUUGAGUUUCAGAGCAGGAAGGAGGGGAGGUCCAUGUCGGCACCAGGAAACCUUCUCAUGGACAAGACUAUGUUUCUGAAUUCCUCAAAAAGGCAUCCUUCAUUAAGAAAGGAGAGCAAUGGGGACACAGGGAAGGAGAUGGACCUGCCAGAUGUUUGCGAGGAUGAAGCAAUUUCCUGAGUGCCCUGAGCAUGUGCAUGCUGUGUUCGGUCUGGCGCACCCUGCUAUUUGACCUAUCUUUGCUCGGCUCACGAAAAAUCACUUCCACCUGCAAGUGUCAUUCCUCACGGCUGUCACCAACCAAAGCAUCUGAGGAGAAGAAGAGAGAUUCACGCCAUCCAGCCAAUGUCGACAUAACAAGACCACAGAGAAAUACUUUGGAUUCCUGCUUUACAGAUUGCCUUGCCAAGCAAAACAUCAGAUAGGGUUUGUAAAUAGGAAGUUUGUAUUGUCAAAGAUCAAACUGUUUAUCAUCCAAUCAAUCCAUCAUUGCCCAUUUGUCAUGUGAGCUAUUGUUGGGCUUUGUUAGGCUGCUGGAUUCCAACCACAAAUGACCAUGUUUGAUACAUCUGCAUUGAACCAUUCAAUGGGUCUUCAGGUACUUUCACUGUAGUGAAGAAUAACAUGGAAACUUGGUUUGGAUAGACUGUGCAAUUUGUCAUUUAUCAACCGACAUGUAUCAACUGUGUGUCGUAAACCUUGUGGUCUUAUGUAACAGAAAUGCAGACAUUUCCCUUUAUUCCCUGCAGACUAAUGCACUACUGGCAGGGCACUUCAGAGCUGUGGUAUUUAACAUUCCAAAGAUUAAUGUCUCUGAAGUCACUCUUUAAUUAAUAAUGUAUAACAUUAGUGAUUAACCAAGCAAGCAUCAUGGUAACAGGUAAAUGGUCAUAAAUAAGUUAGUCUUUUAAUUAUUUCGCUUGUUCAGUGAUUGAUUGACACCAUUCCCUGCUCUCUCACUUAGGGCUACAUAUCUGCAAAAGGUAGACAUUUCAGUCAUGAUAAUUGUUAGGGUUUUGGGCCUAUUAGUUAAUCCAGGGUUGUGCAAUCACUUAUCCAGUCAGAGUUCAAGGGCUCAUGUGGCGAAGCCUGUAAUUCUUCAUUUUAUCAUGGAAUGUUGGUACCUUUGACAAGGUCCAUCCCUAGUUUCCCCUUGUAUUGAGUGGCAUGAUAAGCCCAUUUCAGAGGGCAAUUCAGAGUCAACCACAGAGUUCUCAGCUGCAUGGAGUCACAUGGCAUAACAGUCACAUGGGAAACAAGCAUAUAAUGUACAGGCACACAAUAUACAGUAUGCAUCUAUGACAAGUUUACAAUCACACAACAUGCAUACAGUCACCAGUCAUAAAGCAUGGGCUCAUGCGGUUUGCAGGAAUAGCAUAUGGUCGCAGAGCGCAGUAUACACCAGUAAAUUGCUAUACAAUUUACAGUCACACAACAUAAAAAAAUUUACAGUUUUCUGCCACACAGUUUACAAUCAGACAUUUUGCACUUAGUACACCUUAUUGUAACACAGUUUAUAAUCAUGCAGCUAUGGUUACAUGAUUUAUAGUUGCAUAGUACCAACUGUUAGCAUUGACCAUCUAAGUUUCCAAUUUUUAAACAAAUAUCUCCUGAGAAAAUAUUUACUGUGAUCUGUCAAUAUGAUCCUACAUUCACCGUUGGCUAUGUGAAAUGUGAAACGUUGUCUUUAAAAUAUUGGGUUCAUCAAUGUUAAAUUUGACCAAUUAAUUUUAUUGUUAAAGGUGAGUAAUAUUUGAUUGGUGAUGUAUUUGAUUGGUCAGUGAUGUGUGCUUCUGAAUUAAAAGAGCAACUGAUGUGUUUUCUGAA